GCGCGGAGCCGAAAGCCAUCUUUGCUGGAGAGGGAGCAGCGCAGCCCGCAGCCCCCGCUCGCCAUGUCUGUUCCAGCAUCUGCCCAGGGUCCUGCAGGGGCUGCAGGGGCUGCAGGGCCCCCUCCUGCCACCAACGUGUCCAGCAACAAGAGGCUGCAGCAGACACAAGCCCAGGUGGACGAGGUGGUGGACAUCAUGAGGAUGAACGUGGACAAGGUGCUGGAAAGGGACCAGAAGCUGUCAGAGCUCGACAACCGGGCAGAUGCAUUGCAAGCAGGUGCCUCACAGUUUGAGACCAGUGCAGCCAAGCUGAAGAGGAAAUACUGGUGGAAAAAUUGCAAGAUGAUGAUCAUCCUCGGUGUAGUAUGUGCAGUCAUUCUCAUUAUAAUUAUAAUUUAUUUCUCCACUUGAAAAAGCAGAGAAGGAAGACUUGGCACACCUUUGUUCAUAUCAACCGACGAUAUCAGUGUUCCUUUGUUGAACUCCGCUUUUU
Messenger RNA from Agelaius phoeniceus (red-winged blackbird), 493 nucleotides. Its product is annotated as vesicle-associated membrane protein 2-like. Gene Ontology annotation, cellular component: membrane. NCBI's taxonomy places the organism in Eukaryota, Metazoa, Chordata, Aves, Passeriformes, Icteridae. The record is from RefSeq and is a predicted model, not a curated record. Gene Ontology annotation, biological process: vesicle-mediated transport.